AUGAAAUUAGGAGUUCUAUUGUUGAUUUUCUCAACUCUAGGCAUAUUUGCAAAAGAUGUUACAAAAAUUCAUGAUUGGGUACAAAAGAACAUUCAAUCUCUAGAAAAGUAUAUAUAAGAAACAGAUAUGACAAGCGAUAUUUUGUUAGGUGUUUAAAGAAAUGAUAAAGGCAUUAAGUAAGUCUUAAUCUUAAAAUAAGUUUUUAAAAUUGGAUUCUUUCGACUAAUCAUAAAUAACAUAUAGAAUUGACCGAUGGACUAAUUAAAAAGACAACUGCAUUUGGUCCAGAAUCUGAAUAUUUUACAGAAACAACAUAAAAUUUAGUUUUCUUAGGAACAUAAAUUAAGGAUAAGGAAUGGAUAAAGAUUUAAAUGAAAAAAAAUAAUGAAGAUAUUUAAAGAAUUGAUAUGUUUGCUUAUGACAAUUAUCAAGGUGUCAGUUUAAUCAAUUCUAACAAUGAAGGAACAAUCAAUAGAUUAUUAAUAGUAGAAAAAAAGAAUGAAAUUAUUUCCUCUUAUGAAGAACAUGAAAAAUCCAUAAUCUAAAUAUCAAAUUUAUCAGAAGGCUAAUCCUUAUUCUAUAUUCUUUACAGUCAAAAUUCAGAAGUAGGUGACAUUGAAAAGUUAUUUAAUUACAUUGUUAAAAAUGUUAUUGAUCUUGAAAAAGAACCAGAAAUCAGUGCUGAUGAAUAACCAGUCAACUAAGAUGAUGGAGAAGAAGAAUCUGAUCCUAAUGAUCUAGAAAAAUUGAGUAAAUCAAAAAAAUAAGGAGAGGGUGAAGAAAAUGAAGGAGAAGGUGAAGAAUAAGAAAAAAAAGAACAAGAAGUACCAGAAGAAGAAAAUCAUCAGGAAGUACCAGAAGAAGAUUGCCCUGGGGGAGAGGAAGAUGACACUGUUAAGAAUAAAGUCGAUGUUGAUUCAACUACACAAUUACCACCUUAGGAAGAUCCAAAAAAUGUCAAAAUAUAAACAACUGAUGCAUAACCAGAAGAAACAGUUGAAAUAGUAGAAGAAUCAGAAGAAGAAGAAAUUAUUGUUCCACAAAAAACACAAUCAGUUGGAGGUAAAUCAAGUUUACCACCAAAAAAGAAUCAAGAUGGAGAUGAGAACAGUGAACCAGAACCUCCUUCUGAGGAAUAUUAAAAUUGUGCAGGAGAAGAGUUGGAUACAGUUAAAAACAAAAGAGACUUGAAUGCAAACUUAGAAUCCAAACAAGAAAGAGUAUUUUAAGCAAAAUAAGUUAAUAUCAACGAAACAGUUCAUGAAGAAGAAGGUGAAGGAGAUGGAAAUACAGAUGGAUAAGGAACCACUUAAGGUGAGGGAAAGACAGAUGCAACUGAUGAAAAGACAGAUGCAACUGAUGGAAAGACUGAUGUUACUAAUGGAAAAGCUGAUACUGAUGGAAAGACAGAUGCUACUGAUGGAAAGACAAAUGAUACUGAUGGAAAGACUGAUGCAGCUGAUGCUACUGAUGGAAAGACAGAUGCAACUGAUGCAACUAAUGAAAAGACAGAUGCCACUGAUGCAACUGAUGGAAAGACAGAUGCUACUGAUGGAAAAACUGAUGUCACUGAUGGAAAGACUGAUGCAACUGAUGGAAAGAUAGAUGCAACUAAUGAAAAGACAGAUGCUACUGAUGAAAAGAAAGAUGCAACUGAUGGAAAGACUGAUGUUACUAAUGGAAAAGCUGAUACUGAUGGAAAGACAGAUGCUACUGAUGGAAAGACAGAUGAUACUGAUGGAAAGACAGAUGCAACUAAUGAAAAGACAGAUGCUACUGAUGAAAAGAAAGAUGCAACUGAUGGAAAGACAGAUGCUACUGAUGAAAAGAAAGAUGCAACUAAUGAAAAGACAGAUGCAACUGAUGAAAAGAAAGAUGCCACUGAUGGAAAGACAGAUGCCACUGAUGUAAAGACAGAUACUACUUAUGGAAAAACUGAUGCAACUAAUGAAAAGACAGAUGCCACUGAUGCUACUGAUGGAAAGACAGAUGCUACUGAUGGAAAAACUGAUGUCACUGAUGGAAAGACUGAUGCAACUGAUGGAAAGAUAGAUGCAACUAAUGAAAAGACAGAUGCUACUGAUGAAAAGAAAGAUGCAACUGAUGGAAAGACUGAUGUUACUAAUGGAAAAGCUGAUACUGAUGGAAAGACAGAUGCUACUGAUGGAAAGACAGAUGAUACUGAUGGAAAGACAGAUGCAACUAAUGAAAAGACAGAUGCUACUGAUGAAAAGAAAGAUGCAACUGAUGGAAAGACAGAUGCUACUGAUGAAAAGAAAGAUGCAACUAAUGAAAAGACAGAUGCAACUGAUGAAAAGAAAGAUGCCACUGAUGGAAAGACAGAUGCCACUGAUGUAAAGACAGAUACUACUUAUGGAAAAACUGAUGCAACUAAUGAAAAGACAGAUGCCACUGAUGCUACUGAUGGAAAGACAGAUGCUACUGAUGGAAAAACUGAUGUCACUGAUGGAAAGACUGAUGCAACUGAUGGAAAGAUAGAUGCUGGUGAUAGUGAUUAAGGAAAGACUGGUUCAAAUGGGCAUACUAAUGGAGAAAAUCAUACUGAUGAUUAAACAAAGAUCAAAUCUGAAAAAUAAGAUAAUAAAUAGGAGUUAGAAGUAAAAAUACUAAAUAAUUCUUAGGAACCAUGUGUAAUUUUAUAUUCAGAAUGUCAUUUCACUGGAGAUGAAUUGAAAUUAUGUGGUACUCACCCUGUAAUUCCUAAUGAUAUGAAAAAUUUUAAAGUGAAAUCUAUAAAAGUUCCUGAAGGUGUUUAGGUUACAUUCUUUAAUAAGCCUAAUUUUGAUGAUGAAAAAUUACAUGCCAAAAAUGAAAUGGAAUGUCUUGAAACACCUUUAAGAUUAAAUUUACUAGAAUUGAUGAAUAAUCUAAGAAUGCCAAAGCAUGUUAAUAUAAACUCUAUAUCAGUUACAAAUUGA
Molecule: messenger RNA, 2939 nt
Organism: Paramecium pentaurelia
Lineage: Eukaryota; Ciliophora; Oligohymenophorea; Peniculida; Parameciidae
Source: the annotation of a GenBank genome assembly